This is a messenger RNA of Penicillium riverlandense, 759 nucleotides long. RefSeq lists its product as uncharacterized. Gene Ontology annotation, molecular function: acetate transmembrane transporter activity. NCBI's taxonomy places the organism in Eukaryota, Fungi, Ascomycota, Eurotiomycetes, Eurotiales, Aspergillaceae. Bases 1 to 759 code for a protein of 252 amino acids. The record is from RefSeq and is a predicted model, not a curated record. The transcript has 8 exons. Gene Ontology annotation, cellular component: plasma membrane.
AUGGACAGUGACAACAGUCAGAAUGGCGAGACAAAGGUUGCCUUCCAAAACAGAGAGGGCUCAGUACCUGGUCUCACUACGGUCCCAACAUCGGUGACCCUGUCAGCCGAGCAAUUUGAGAGGCUCUAUCUGACUCCCAUGACGGUCCGCCAGUCAUCACUAUCCAAGCAAGUUGGAAAUCCGACACCUUUAGCACUAGGGGGCUUUGUUAUUACUACGACCCCCCUUUCGUGCUGCUUGAUGGCUUGGAGAUCUGCCAGUGGAAAUGGUGUUGCCUUCACUGGGCCUAUCGUCUUCCUUGGUGGUCUUUUGUUGCUCAUCACAAGUAUUCUUGAGUUCAUUCUCGGAAAUACAUUCCCCUGUGUCGUAUUUGGUACUAUUGGCGGAUUCUGGUUUGCAUUUGCAGCUACAAUGAUCCCCUCCUUCAAUGCGGCCGCUCCCUAUUCCUCGUCAACCACUGAUACAGCUGCCGGGCUCGCCAGCACGGGCUUCAUGAAUACCUACGCAUUCCUAUUCAUAACUAUGGCGGUCCUAAUGUUGAUCUUCAUGAUUUGCGCAACACGCACCAACGUGGGGGCGGGAGCUUCACUGUUUGUCGCUAGUCUGCUCGGUUUCUACCUGUUGAUUGUUCAGCUGUUUGAAGCCUUGGGAUUCCCAUUUCAUUUGCCAGUUGGAGACUUGGCUUCACUUUGGACUCGCAACCAAGACAAGGGCGAGCGAUGCGAUGUCGAAGAGGCCGCUAGCGUUCGCGACAGUUGA